AUGGGUAUAAAAGUGAUCCUCCAAGCCAUGGCCUUUUGCUUAGCUUUUACCAUGUUCGCAGCUCAUCAUCAAGCCUGGGGCGAGCAAGACUGUUACCGAGCGAAGACCAUACUUCUCCUCAACUGCAGGGAAACCAUCGCCCCCGGUCCGGGCUAUGUAGAGCCGCACCCCAAGUGUCGUGACACCAUGAGACAUCGGGAAGCUGACAUGGUCUGCAUCUGCAGCAUCAUCAACGAUGCGGACGAGCAAAAGAUAAGCGUUGAAAAGCUUGUUCGCCUUGCACGCGAGUGCGGCAAGCCGCUUCCGAGUCAUACCAAAUGUGGAACUUACACCGUCCCUGCAUAG
Miscanthus lutarioriparius is the source of this 345-nucleotide messenger RNA. Lineage: Eukaryota; Viridiplantae; Streptophyta; Magnoliopsida; Poales; Poaceae. The record is from the annotation of a GenBank genome assembly.